AAGUUCUCUUCAGCUUCUUCAGGUCAGGCUGUGUCCAAUUGUGGUUCUGAGUGAGGUCAAAGGACAUAUGGGUUCUUCGACUUCCUUCAGCUUCCUGUGCAGGGCUGAACCACUUUUGUUUGUUAAAAGUAUGUGUGCCUGAGAGCAGCAAUUAACCAAGUAACCAAAGUUCUCUUUAGAGAGUCAGAAAUCGUAAGCAGGCCUGCUUCUGCCCCACCCUCACCCCAUUCCUAGUCUCACCCCACCCCCACCCUCCUAGAUCAAACUGUCUCCUCCAGGGUUCAGAAUAAGAGCUGAGAAGUGAAGCUGGGAGACCAAAGAGCAGCUGCUCCCCACCUUCAGCAGAGGAGCGGUUCGGAGCUCAACCCAGCAGGCUUCUCUGGCUCCCACAACUUGUUUACCCUGUGCUUGGCUGGGUUUCAAGACGCCGGCGCCCCACCCUGCAGGAAGCCCUCCCAGGAAGGCUCGCCCCGCUACGCGGCUGGAUCGUCCCAGCUCCUCGUCGCCUCCCGCGUUCCCCUCCGCAGGACAGCGAACACGGCUGGCUGGCGACGCCUGCAGCUGCGGGCGGAAUAAUUAGAAUCCAUCAAAAUGUCAGGUAUGGUCCCUACAACCCGUGAGCAGCCCACAGAAGAAAUGGAAAAUCAAAUAAAAUCGCCAACCGCUGUGCCUGAUGCUCCCCCUGACUACAAUUCUCAUUUUGUACCAGGCCCUGCUGGACCAGCUGCCCCUCCACCUGCAGGCUUGCCUAUGGGGUACUACGUUCCUCAGCAGCCCGGGGCCAUCCCUUUGUACCUUCCCACUAGUGGCACCCAUCCAAUCCAGUACCAGCCUGGCAAAUACCCUGUGAUGAAUCAGCCUGCUCCCGUAAUGUGGAUGCCAGGGCCAGCUCCUGUGCCCAACUGCCCUCCUGGUUUGGAAUACUUAGCCCAGCUGGACAACAUACAUGUUCUUCAGCAUAUUGAGCCUCUGGAACUGAUGACACGUUUUGAAACUAAUAAUAGAUAUGAUAUAAAGAACAACAUAGACCAGAUGGUUUAUAUCGUAACUGAAGACACAGAUGACUUUACCAGGAAUGCCUAUCGGAACCUACGACCCUUUGUGCUCCGGGUAACUGACUGCCUGGGCCGAGAAAUCAUGACCAUGCAGAGACCUUUCCGAUGUACCUGCUGUUGCUUCUGCUGCCCCUGUGCGAGGCAAGAGCUGGAAGUGCAAUGUCCUCCUGGGGUCACCAUUGGCUUUGUUGCAGAACACUGGAAUUUAUGCAGAGCCUCUUACAGCAUCCAGAAUGAGAAGAAGGAGAGUAUGAUGAGAGUGCGUGGUCCGUGCGCAACCUACGGCUGUGGCUCCGAUUCUGUUUUUGAGAUCAACUCUCUAGAUGGCGUGUCCAACAUUGGCAGUAUUAUCAGGAAGUGGAAUGGCUUUUUAUCAACGAUGGUCAAUGCUGACCACUUCGAGAUUUGCUUCCCUUUGGCCCUGGAUGUGAAGAUGAAAGCAAUGAUCUUCAGCUCUUGCUUCCUCAUCGACUUCAUGUACUUUGAACACGCUCCUCCGCGACGUACAUCAAGAUAGAGGAUCAAACAAAUCAUCCAUUGAAAACAGAGUUAGAGAAUUUUGCAUUCGGAUUAUACAAAGCCUUCAGUUGCUGGGCAGUGGUGGCUCACGCCUUUAAUCUCAGCACUUGGGAGGCAGAGGCAGGUGGAUUUCUGAGUUCGAGGCCAGCCUGGUCUACAGAGUGAGUUCCAGGACAGCUAAGGCUACACAGAGAAACCCUGUCGCAAAACAACAACAACAACAAAAACAAAAAACAAAACAAAACAAAAAAACAAAGCCUUCAGUUAUUAGAAAGUAUACUUCUCUUGCUUGAUGUGUUUCAGUUGAAUAUUUAGCUUCUUGGGACACUAGGUUAUUCUGAAAUCUCUGCUUCAUUAACCAAAUAAACAUAUACAAACACAUAUACAAAUACAAGCAUUACAACUAUAGACAUGUGAGCUACGGGAAAAUGAAACCCUUUGUUCUCAACUUAACAGACUAUAACAUAUCUUCUGUAUCUGUCCCUACCUUCUUUACCAGGACAAACUUGAUUCCUAAAGAAAUAAUGUGCUUUAAUGUGCAAAGAAAGCAUCUCUUGUGUACAUGCAUCAGCUUUCAAGUUCUCAAUGGGGAGUUUUAUUUUAUUACAAAAUAAAAUGUAUUCUCUUUGUAGGCAGUUCAUAUUUUCUAUGCAUAUUUCUUCAUACCCUCAACUGGGAAAUGUGGAAGGUAGGAUGAGGGUACCAGGGAAAGUUGGUCAGGGACAUGGCCAAAUAAGGUCUUGGCAUCUUACAAACGUUGUGUGUUUGCUUACUCAGCAGAUUUAGUGUGGAUUCUCUUAUUUACACAAGCCUUAUAUUUGAAUGUUUCCUGCUGUCUAGAAUUACCUAUUGUAUUUUUGUAUCUCAUUUAAUUUUUUUUGAAAUCCAUCUAAUGACCAGGAUGUCCUUGUGACAGACAGUUUAUAAAAGCUACAUGUAUAAAUUUGGUCAUUGCUUUGAUCUGGUGGCUGCUUUACAUGCUGAACAACUCAUUAUAUACAAAGUGUAAGAAAAUCCAGUAAAUAUGUUGCUUCCAUAUUUUCUACAUAUUCAUAAUGAGGACUAUGGAAGACCAGCAGAGUACUUAUUUGUACUAAGGACAGUGUAUGUAUGAAUCCACUGAUUAAUGAGUUUCACACCUUUGCUUUCGACCUCCACAUAGAUUGUGUGUGUGUUUUCAAUGGACAUAUUCUUUUAGAGUUUAUUUAAAAAGGAUUAAGUGCUCUUGGGUUGAGUUAUCCUGAGAGAAGAGAUUUAGCCAACAGGUCUUUUGGAAAUGACAGACCAGUGCUUCAGCUUUAAUUAUACUAAUGUUUUUAUGAGAAAGAUUAUUUUCCUCAGUUAUUUACUUGCUGCUGUUGGGUUUUAUUAAAAAAUCGUGACUUCUCAACUAAAAACUAGUUACCUUAUAUCUUAAAAUGCACCUCCAGUUUUAACUAGACAUACAUGUUUUCUGUAUGAUAUCUUGUAUGUUGCAUAUAAACCAGAUAAAUGUCAUUCUGAGAGCUCAGGUAUAAACCUGUCCUUUUACCCCCAUACCCAUUAUAACCUUGGCAUCUCAUUGAUAAUGAAGGUCAGAAUACUCUAUAUCUCUGUGCUCGGUACUUCAGUGUUGAUGAUGCCAAUGCUUCUCUAAUAGCAAAAUUCUUUGACAUAAUUCAUGCAAUUUCUGUAACUCAGUAGAAUUUCAUUGUAUCAAGACAACCUACUUAACUAAAAAAUAAACAGAACUUGUUUUCUAAAAGUUGAA
This is a messenger RNA of Mastomys coucha (southern multimammate mouse), 3324 nucleotides long. RefSeq names its product phospholipid scramblase 4 (gene Plscr4). The transcript is spliced from 9 exons. Bases 592 to 1572 code for a protein of 326 amino acids. Gene Ontology annotation, molecular function: phospholipid scramblase activity. Gene Ontology annotation, biological process: plasma membrane phospholipid scrambling. Gene Ontology annotation, cellular component: plasma membrane. The record is from RefSeq and is a predicted model, not a curated record. NCBI's taxonomy places the organism in Eukaryota, Metazoa, Chordata, Mammalia, Rodentia, Muridae.